UGACAAUUGACGUCUCCGGUUUUUGAAUUUGAGGUGUACAGCAGAAAUAAAAUGAAAUCAUAAUUUUUAUUUCUAAUUUCUAUCUAUCACUGGAAUUAAAUAAAACAAGCAAACACAGAAAACAUUCAAAUAAGUGAAGUGAAUAUCUAAUUGAAUUUAAAAAGCUUUUAACUCUUUCACCUUUGAUUUGAAGACAUCCAAAUCAUAUUUUAUACAAAAACAUUUAUAGAAAAAUAAAUAUUCUAUCUGAAAUCUCAACUUACAAAAUGUUUGGAAUAAAGAAAUUAAAUAAUAUAGUUAAAUUAAACAGUAUAAUUAGAAGUAGUACCAUUUCACGGAAGUGUUGUGCUCCAUUGUGUCAACAAAAACGGCUCAAAAGUGAUCUAUAUGAGCCAGACUAUCUUAUUAGUAUGGAACCAGAUGAGCCUGUUUAUGACUGUUUGAAUUUUCAACUAAAGGGAUAUGAUUUCACUGUGCUUGAAUCUUGCCAAAAAGAAAUACAUAGAUAUGCUGAAAUAAUGGGAAUACAGGUUGAAGAAUGCUGGGCUACACCAGCUCAACAGUUAAAAGUUCACCGCUACAAACCUGCAAGCACAGCAGUAGAGUCUGAAUAUCAUUUAAAUGUCUAUGAAAGGAAUGUUCAGGUAAGUGAUGUCCCCGCGUGGGCCCUCGGUACGUUGCUGCGAGUGUCGCGCGCACUACUGCCCGAGGGGUGUACGCUCAAUGUGCACGAACACACGCCUGACCACGAGGAAAUCCGCUACGUGCCGGACAACGAGCUGAUCGACUUGCAACAACAGUUGGAAGACAUGGGAGGAGCUCGCGCUGAGAAAAAGAAGAAAAAAUAGUGUUGUCUAUGGCUUUUUUAUAAUGAAUAAUUGUGUAGAUAUGAAUGUAGAGUUUAUAAUAUGAAAUAAAACAAUGUUUUUUAAUAA
This is a messenger RNA of Bicyclus anynana (squinting bush brown), 935 nucleotides long. RefSeq lists its product as uncharacterized. Lineage: Eukaryota; Metazoa; Arthropoda; Insecta; Lepidoptera; Nymphalidae. Gene Ontology annotation, cellular component: mitochondrial ribosome. The transcript has 5 exons. Bases 267 to 848 code for a protein of 193 amino acids. The record is from RefSeq and is a predicted model, not a curated record.